Messenger RNA from Penicilliopsis zonata CBS 506.65, 2234 nucleotides. RefSeq lists its product as hypothetical. Lineage: Eukaryota; Fungi; Ascomycota; Eurotiomycetes; Eurotiales; Aspergillaceae. Gene Ontology annotation, molecular function: protein-macromolecule adaptor activity; ubiquitin protein ligase binding. The transcript is spliced from 6 exons. Gene Ontology annotation, cellular component: cytosol; cytoplasm; plasma membrane. Bases 91 to 1875 code for a protein of 594 amino acids. The record is from RefSeq and is a predicted model, not a curated record. Gene Ontology annotation, biological process: ubiquitin-dependent endocytosis.
AGUUUCGCAGCCAUUGGGUACUGGAGACUACCUACUACCUAGUUUUCUAGAAGAAGUGGGUUGCUGCUCACCAGAAACCGGGCCACCGCAAUGUCGGCAACAAUUCACCUGGACCGACCUCAUACACAUUUCACCAAUCUCGACAUCAUCACAGGAAAGGUUCUUGUCCAUCUCAUCUCCGAGACUUCGAUAGGUGGCAUCCAGGUGAAGCUCGAGGGGGAAAGUAAGACACGCCUGGCAGGGCCGCGCCAUGGACAGCCGGAUACCUCAGAGAAGAAACGCACGGAGCUAGAAGUCCACAAGAUCUUGUAUAAAGUCUUGGCCGUGUUCCCUACGCCGGAAGUCCUCCAGGCUGGAUCACCCGGUACGGCCUAUACGUUUGCUCCAGGGACAUAUGAAUAUCCGUUUCGCUUCAAGUUCCCCUUCAACAAUGCAUGUAGCAGUCAUAACAGCAUGCUUACCAACUUGAAUAUCACCGGGCUUAAGUUUGAGGUGGCUCGUGAUCCCCGCCAACAUGUCAAGAAGACUCUUCCUCCGUCCCUCUCCAGUUUCCCAGGAGAGGCAGAGAUCAAAUAUUACGUCAAGGCAACCAUCAUUCGUCCCCAGUUCUACAAGGAAAACAUCCGUGCAUUUGCUGGUCUUAACUUUUUCCCUAUUGAGCCUCCAAGGACGAGGAACCCACGAGAAGAAACUUAUGCCAGACGUCAGCACCAAUUCUCGAAACCGUACAUGACACCACAAAAGCAGAGGAGGGGCUUAUUCACAAAGGCGUCUACACCUUCCCUUCGAGACCUUGGCGGAGAAACCCCACGUGUGGCCGUUGAUGCCCGGUUACCAAACCCGUCUAUUUUGACCUGCAACGAACCCAUCCCGCUCCGCGUCCUGGUGAAGCAGCUCUCUGGGACGUCGGAAACAAUAUUUUUGCAGAUGCUCCAGAUCGAGUUGAUCGGGUACACCCAUAUCCUUGCCCAUGAUCUGACAAGAACAGAAAGCAGCAGUUGGGUGAUUUUGAGUCGCAGCAAUAUCUGCACUCCUCUGGGAAAGCCCACGGAUGCUGCGGGCACUGAGUGGUCCUUAGAUGGGAACAUGUGGAAUACGAUACCUCUUCCCAACACUGUCGCCCCAUCAUUCGAGACAUGCAAUAUCACAAGAUCUUACGAGCUGGAAGUGCGGGUGGGGCUGAGUUAUGGCCAGAUUGGCAAUAUCAAGGUUAGCCACGCAAGCUCUAUUUACCUUUUCUUUUGCAUUUCCAAUGGCGCUGACUUCAUAUAUCAGCCCCAGGUUAUUGUCUUGCCUCUGCGAAUGCCAGUCAAGGUCUACUCAGGAAUCGCUCCGCCCCAAGCACUUCUGGACGCUCUCGCAGAGCCUGGGCAGCCCUCGUCAUCGAAAAACAAACCUCCUGACUCUGACCUGCGGUCUGGCAAUGUUAACGGCCGGCCUCCAGUGCCUCCGAGACCUGGUCCACGACCUGCGCCUGCUGAGCCUCUUGAGAAUAAUGACGAUGCGCCGCCAAGUUAUGAAGACGCAAUGGCAGAGAGUCUGGGCCCUGUGGACGGCCCUCGCCGCGAUCGAAACCCUGCAGCUGCAUCGUCAUCCGAGUCGUUCGACAUGCUUCCUUCGACUCCACCAGAGUCACAUUCCGGCUCACCCCCCAUGUCUCCUCCCGCCGCGCGUCCGCUGAGUACGAUAAAGGUCCCUAGAUCUCGGCCGCCGGAGGAUAACCCACCUCAAUACCAACCAACACCGGACACUCAGCCACAGGGUCACUCACAAACCCCGCAAAGAAGGCCAUCUAUGCCGACUUCGAAUCUGGGGGUUCCGAACAGGAAGCCUCUCCCACGCAGCUCCAGCUCCAAGAGUUCUGGUCCGAGCUAAUCCCGGCCAUAACUCUCUGCAGCAGAGCAAGAAAUUUGGAAGUUCGUUUGAUACAUCUGCCCUGUAUCCACAAUGAUACCAUGCAUAUCUCGGUUGAUGAUACCACUCUAUCUGAUGUUGUUUUCUCAGCGUGGAUGCAUUUCCGGAGUUGGUCAUGUAACAACUAUUUUGAUUUCCAGUGUGUUUUAUAUGUCGUACUCUCCUCCCUCGUAAAUUUAAUCCAAAAAUAGCUCGUUCGCUUGCAUUGUUGAGGGGCCCUGAGGUUCGGUACGGAGUAACUCCUAACGAGAGUCGAGGUGUCGAUCCCGGAUCCGAAAGGGGGUUAGUGCCGGUGCGACACGAGGCAAAAGCGUUGAUCG